Molecule: messenger RNA, 2094 nt
Organism: Thlaspi arvense
Lineage: Eukaryota; Viridiplantae; Streptophyta; Magnoliopsida; Brassicales; Brassicaceae
Source: the annotation of a GenBank genome assembly
AUGCCUUUGACUAGGUCGAAGAGUCUUCCGGCGACGGAUGGGAUAACGGAGAACGGUGGAUCCGAUCGGGAGAAACUUGCAUCGGGGAGAUCGGUGGCUGGGAUUCUCUACAAGUGGACUAAUUACGGAAAAGGGUGGAGAUCCAGGUGGUUCCUCCUCCGCGAUGGAAUCUUGUCCUACUCCAAGAUCCGGCGGCCGGAGAAUGUAAAUUCUUUAUCUCCUUCCGACGAUGUGAGACUGAUCGGAGAUAAUUCUACCGAUCGUCUCUCGAGGAUGGUUAGCUGUAGCGGCCGUGGCCGUCGGAAACACCAUAAAACCAUCGGCAUUGUUCAUCUCAAGGUUUCAUCUUACAGAGAAAGCAAAUCUGACAAUAGAAAGUUUUAUAUAUUUACUGCAAGCAAGACUCUUCAUCUGAGGACUGAUUCAAGAAGUGAUAGAGCAGCAUGGUUACACGCUUUAGCAUCCACCAGAGGUAUCUUACCUCUCCAGUCACUUAGUGGGGAUUUCUCCUUCGUAUCACCAAAGGAUUUAUCAAUAUCUACCGAGAGGCUAACGAAACGAUUACGUGAAGAGGGAAUAAACGAGAGUCUUGUAAAAGAGUGUGAAGAGAUAGUGGAUUCAGAGUUCUCCGAAGUUCAAGAACAAAUUAAACUUCUCCACGAGGAACGGACAAAGUUACUUGGCGCAUUGAAGGAACUGGAGAUGGCUAACCUUGAAGCUGAAGCCUCAGGGAUCCAUGACAGUGUCUAUCAAUUACCAAAACACAAGUAUUCUAGCUCAAGACGCGGAAAAUAUAGUGAAUGCAGUACAAGUGCUUCAUCUGAUGAGAAACAAGAGUUCGAGGACAUCUCUGAGGAAGAUGGGCCUUCCUUCCAUGACACAAAGGAUUAUUUUAGCGAACCUGAUGUUGGUUCGGGGCACAUGCAUUUCAAGAGGCGAACAAGACUGCCUGACCCAGCAGAGAAAGAGAGAGGUGUUAGUCUCUGGUCUAUGAUUAAAGACAAUGUUGGAAAGGAUCUCACACGAGUUUGUCUUCCUGUUUAUUUCAACGAACCAAUAUCCUCUCUCCAAAAGUGUUUUGAAGACUUGGAGUACUCUUAUCUCCUGGACCAAGCAUAUGAAUACGGAAAAUCCGGGAACAGUCUCCUCAGAGCCCUGUAUGUUGCUGCUUUUGCAGUCUCUGGUUAUGCUUCCACUGAAGGCCGGCACUGUAAACCUUUCAACCCUUUGCUUGGAGAAACUUAUGAAGCCGACUUUCCUGAAAAGGGAAUUCGUUUCUUCUCUGAGAAGGUAAGCCACCAUCCAACAGUUAUUGCCUGCCAUUGCGAAGGUAAAGGAUGGAAGUUCUGGGGUGACACAAAUCUCCGGUCGAAGUUUUGGGGGAGAUCGAUUCAACUGGAACCCGUCGGAGUUUUGACUCUUGAGUUCGAUGAUGGGGAGACAUUCCAGUGGAGCAAAGUUACGACAACUAUAUACAAUAUCCUACUUGGUAAACUGUACUGUGAUCACCAUGGGACAAUGCAGAUCCGUGGGAAUCGCCAACAUUCUUGUACGCUCAAGUUCAAGGAGCAAUCAAUUCUCGAUAGAAAUCCCCACCAGGUUAAUGGCUUUGUAGAAGAUGUAAGCGGGAAACAAGCCGCGACGGUUUUUGGUAAAUGGGAUGAUAGCCUUUACUAUGUAGCUGGUGAUGGGCUUAACAAGGCGAGCGCCUCGUUGAUGUGGAAAUCAAUAAAGCCACCACCUAAUGUCACUAGAUACAACUUAACAUCAUUCGCAAUCACGCUAAAUGAAUUGACUCCUGGUUUGGAGGAGAAGCUUCCUCCGACAGAUUCUAGGCUCCGACCAGAUCAACGGCACUUGGAGAAUGGUGAAUAUGAGAAGGCAAAUGAAGAGAAACAACGAUUAGAGAGAAGGCAAAGAAUGUCACGGAAGCUUCAAGAAAGCGGGUGGAGACCGAGAUGGUUCGAGCCACAAGGAGAGAGUGAAGGCUACAAGUAUACAGGCGGUUAUUGGGAAGCAAGAGAAGAGCUGAGUUGGGAUGAUUGUCCAAACAUAUUUGGCGAGUUCACAGAAGAGGUUACAGAUUCCGCUUAA